AUGUAUAUAGAAACUAGGUGGACAACUAUACAUAAAUGUAUUUCUUCAAUUAUGCAACUUAAAGCUUGUUUGGAAGAUGUUCAAGAAAAUUAUUCUGAAAUUAUCAAACCUGCUAUUUUGACAAUUCUUCGUAGCCAGGGCUGUUUUAGUAAUGUACAAUAUCUUUCAGAAGUUUUACUUCCAAUUAAGAAUGUGAUCUUGUUAGUUAAAACAAAUUGUUCUACACUUGCUGAUUGUUACAUUAAUUUAAUGAAAAUUGUUGCAGCAAUACAAAAUCUUCCUACUGAUGAGUAUAAAAGAUUUCAUAAUUAUUGUAUUAAAAAAUUUAAUAGUUGGUUUGAUGAAUUUAAUGAUCUUGCUUAUCAACUUGCAUAUUUCCUUCACUUAGCAUAUAAAGAUGUCAAAUUAAAAUUUAGUACAUUUUCUUUAAUUGCAAGUUAUGCUAGAAAGUUAUAG
This is a messenger RNA of Cetraspora pellucida, 456 nucleotides long. NCBI's taxonomy places the organism in Eukaryota, Fungi, Glomeromycota, Glomeromycetes, Diversisporales, Gigasporaceae. The record is from the annotation of a GenBank genome assembly.